AAGAGCCUGGAGACCUGGUACAGAUGGAUACAUACCCCUCAUCUGACCUUUGGCCUUCUGCAUCCACCGUCAACCAACUUCAUCUCAUACUCGUCCCAUCUAACAACUCUCAUCACUUAACAGCUGCUAGUAGUUCGGCAGAAAGAUACAGCAACAACAUACACAAUGGCCACGGCAGAAACCGUAGAUCUGGGUGCUGUGCACGCGCCUAAAGAAGAGUCCAUAAAGGUGUUCCAAGAGAUUGCACACGAUCUCAAAAGAGAACUUCUCCACAUCCGACGUGAACAUCAAAAGCACGAGCCCGAGUACUUUCAGGCCGUUGAACACCUCGACGACCACCAACUAGCCGCUUUUGGCCCGGACAACUUCGUGGCCGUAAGAGUUGCCAGUUCGGCUUACGGAAUUCACCUUUUUGGCAAGGUCCGAAUCCCAGCACUACCUGAGUCGGGGCCUGCCUAUAUUCACUUCCGCGCCUUUGUGCCCGGAGCUGAGUCGCCAAAGCUUCACAGCAUUCACACCGAAGAGACUGAUCAUUCGGACGGGGACAAGACGUACAGAGCCAUAUUCACUAAAGAUGACGACCUUGAGUGGUUUGAUACAUAGAUAUGGGAUGGGCCGAGAGCAAGUUGGUUAGGAGUUCUCAUCUCAUGGGCU
Colletotrichum acutatum is the source of this 654-nucleotide messenger RNA. RefSeq lists its product as uncharacterized. Lineage: Eukaryota; Fungi; Ascomycota; Sordariomycetes; Glomerellales; Glomerellaceae. The transcript is spliced from 5 exons. Bases 166 to 603 code for a protein of 145 amino acids. The record is from RefSeq and is a predicted model, not a curated record.